This is a messenger RNA of Helobdella robusta, 1575 nucleotides long. RefSeq lists its product as hypothetical. The transcript is spliced from 13 exons. Bases 1 to 1575 code for a protein of 524 amino acids. Gene Ontology annotation, biological process: intracellular signal transduction; G protein-coupled receptor signaling pathway; regulation of G protein-coupled receptor signaling pathway. The record is from RefSeq and is a predicted model, not a curated record. NCBI's taxonomy places the organism in Eukaryota, Metazoa, Annelida, Clitellata, Rhynchobdellida, Glossiphoniidae.
AUGACGACUUCAAAUUCGAUCUUUGAUACAUCUCAGAGAGAUGACGAAAACCCUAAUAUUCUUGUCUUUAGAAAAGUCAGCUUAGUAAUUUUUUUUAUUCUAAAUUUUAAUUAUUUUUUUCAAUUUUUAUUCAAUUUUUGUUGUUUUAAUACAUUUUUUUUAUUUUACAUUUCACAUAUAUUUCUAUUAAAAUUUUUAUUUUUCAAAAAUAUAACCAAGAUGGAGGCACUGCUUGAAAUGAUGCAAGAUCCAGUCAUUGGUAUUGAUGUGAGGACAGUCAAACAGUUUAUGACGAAGAUUCCAAGUGUUUUUACAGGCACAGAUUUGAUCAACUGGUUUAUGAAAAACUUGGAUGUUGAAGAUACAGCUGAAGCCUUACAUCUUGCCAAUUUGCUUGGUACUUACGGUUACAUUUUCCAGGUGUAUGUCGACCACAAACUCAACUUCAAGGGCGAUGGCCCAUUCUAUAGAUUCCAGACGCCAUGCUUAUGGCCUUCCAAAGUCAUAGAACCUGAAAAUUGUGAUUAUGCUGUAUACUUGUGUAAGAGAACAAUGCAAAACAAGCAGAGAUUAGAGUUAGUGGAUUAUGAAGCCGAGAAUUUGGCGAGACUGCAGAAGGACCUGUCUAAGAGAUGGGAGCUUAUAUUUAUACAGGCCGAGGCGCAAGUUAAAGUGGACAGGAAACGUGAGAAGUUGGAGCGGAAAGUACUGGACAGUCAGGAGAGGGCUUUUUGGGACGUCCAUAGGCCCGCACCUGGUUGCGUCAAUACAACAGAAGUUGACAUAAAGAAAGCCUGUAGAAAUAUGAUGACGACGAUUGUGAUGAUGAUGAUUGGGAUGAAGAUGAUGAUGAUGAUGAUACAGAUUGAACGACUGAAGAAAUCAGUUGAGAGAAGGAGAAUAAAAGUUUCUAAAUGUUCAGAAAGCUACCUCUUAUAUUACGACCAAUAUUCCGAGUUCGAUCCCUUCAUAACGCCAGCCGAACCCAACAAUCCCUGGACUUCUGAUAAUCUGGAUUUCUGGGAACAAGAGUCCACCAUGAAAGACAUCCCACCUCGGCGUGUAAAAAGAUGGGGACUCAGCGUCCGCGAACUUCUGAGAGAUGCAAGUGGCCGGGAGCAUUUCAAGAAGUUUCUAGAGAAGGAGUUCAGUGCCGAGAACUUGAAGUUUUGGGAGGCUUGCCAGAAGUUGAAAUGCAUCAGUUUAAAUAAAGUCGAACAAACCGUCAAGGAGAUCUAUAAUGAUUACCUAUCUCCAAAUGCACACGAGCCCGUGAAUGUGGACUGCAAAGUCGCUGAAACUGUCAACAAAAAAAUCUCCACCAACCCUGAUCGAUGCUGCUUUGUAGAAGCGGAAGAGCACAUAUAUCAGUUGAUGAAGAGCGAUUGUUACAACAGAUACCUAAGGUCAGAUAUGUAUCGAGAUUAUAUUGCUGGCACUAAGAAAAAGGUGUGCUAUUGUUUUGUUGUUGUUGUUUGUAGUUGUCUGUUUUGUUUUUGUUGUUUGUUUUGUUGUUGGGGAUGUUGUUGUUAUGUUAGGUUGUUUUGGUUGUCAUCGUGUUUAUCUAUUUUUUAG